Molecule: messenger RNA, 1880 nt
Organism: Magallana angulata
Lineage: Eukaryota; Metazoa; Mollusca; Bivalvia; Ostreida; Ostreidae
Product: proprotein convertase subtilisin/kexin type 5-like
Exons: 4
Coding region: 144-1781 (545 amino acids)
Molecular function (GO): protein binding
Source: RefSeq, a predicted model, not a curated record
CCCCCCCCUUCCCUCGAUUUCGUGCUUAAAUAGCACAAGCAAAAUUACUCUGACUCAUUCCUCGUACUAAGAAUAACUCGGACAAAAAUGAAUUUUAAAAUAGCGGAAAUGAUAAAAAUAGCUCGCGUUCAUUUGGAAAUUCCAUGAAAACAUCCCUGUUGUCGUAUUUCGGUUCGUCAUGCUCUGUAAUGGACCUGACCAGUUCUCUAGUAUUACUCCCGUUAUGUAUCCUCUUGAAAGCUGAAAUCAUGAAAACUACCAAUAUACAAGUACCAGAAUGCAGACUGGACGGCCGUCUCCAGAGAUCGGGAAAUACUUCGGAGGACAUGUGCACCCAGUGCCGAGAAUGUCUAAACAAGUCACUGUGUAAAAAGUCAGUCAAAACAAAAUGUAUCCAGUGUCCGCCAGGAUCGUUUGUGAGACUGACACGUAAAGAAAAGAUAUGUCGGGGCUGUAGGAAGUGUUUAAAAAGUGUUCAUCAUAUCAGGUGUGCCGACAUUGUCGACUUGAACUGUAAACUGGAUUGCCGCCAUACGACACCUGACCACCGAUGUAAGCCUUGCUCUGUUUGCCGGGAGGACGAGUUCACGAAGGCUAAUUGUUCUGCAACACAUAAUACCGUAUGUAAGCCGUGCAAACGGUGCAAGCCGUCUCAUUUUGUCCACCGGAAGUGCUCAAAUCAAACUAAUACUCAAUGUAGACCGUGUACCAAAUGCCGUAAAGGCCAUACAUAUAUUUAUAAAAAAUGCAGAGGAAGCAAAGACACACAGUGUAGACAAUGCUCCAAGUGUAAACCAGGUCAUUACGUCAGAAAGAAAUGUACGAUACGUCAUGAUACUAAAUGUGCUCGCUGUCCCUCUGGUAUAGAUUGUGACAGGUGUCCGUCCGGUACUUACAAGUCCGUUCAUAACCGCUCUAUGAGUCGAUGUGUUCCAUGUGAAGCUGGAAGAUUUAUGGAUAAAGAUCAGCACUUUUUAACUUUCUGUAAAACGUGUCGGCGAUGUGGUCCACAUGAACUCAUCGUUCAAGCGUGUAACAUAACACAUGACACGAGAUGUGGACCAUGCAUACCAGGGUAUUUCCGCCUGUCGUCAUCCCACAAUUGUGCUAUGUGCUCGCCCUGUCCCCCGAAUUCUACAGGCCUAGAAGUAGACGAAUGUCGACAAUCUACAAAUGCUAGCCGGAUCUGCAUGCCGCUGACACCUUUAUAUGACCACCAUUAUCAACGACCUUCACCCGAAGACCCGCCAUUAAAAUCUGUAUCAAAAGAUGACUCGACCCCGCCCUUUCCGCCGGCAACUUCAGAUUUUCGGAUUGGGUCAAAGUUGGAUGAUGAAAAACCACUGGAACUCGACUUUGAGACUGAACUCAACACUGAGACUGAGCACUCACAGCUCCCCGACAAGUCUACUCACGACUCUGUCGUCAUCUCAGUCGUAACAUUGGUGAUCUCAUUUCUAUUAAUAGGGAUAACUUUGGUUCUAGUGACAAAAUUCAAUAAAAAAAGCAAAAAUUUAAAAAGAAAAGUCAAUAGCGAGAUUAACGCUGAAACAGUCUCCAUACCAACCCUCUUCUCGACCAAUUCUAUCACAGAUUGUUUCGAUCUUGGUGCUCUCUAUAAGAUUUCGAAUCCUAAGUACAACAGUGAUCCGGAUUUCCAUAAAGCGGACUUUCGGAAUGUCUCUGAAUAUGCAUAUCCUGCCGGAAAUGCCAGGGUUCCGAAAUCCCGCUCCAUGGGGACUGUUGACGUGAUGGAUUUAGAAUUUUGGAGUGAUUGGUAAUUAAACAACGCCCAGUCUCAACUGUAAAAUCAAGGACCAAGUUAUGAGUGUGUCAUUUUAAAACUCAUUUAAAGAAAUAAAUUUGCUUGAAUAAAUAUA